CCUGUCUUCAUCGUCCCUUUCCAUACCCUCCUGGCUCAUUAACGCUCUUCAGCAGACGUCGUACCGGAGCAGCGCUCCGCAUCUGCCUUGUCUACUGACUCGAAGCACGCAGAAAACCCUCUGAGUCUCUACGCUAUCACUUCUCGAGCUCCGAAACAACAACAUCGGGAGACCAACACUCCGCGGCCACGCGACCCCAGCCGCGUCCCUUGUGACGCAGACCUCAAACAUCGAGGUGUACUCUUGCUGAGGUCUAUACCGGACGCAGAUCUCGUUUCGCUUGAGCUGUCAUGUCGGUGCGCAAUGCAUCCGCUACUCUCGCAGCCCUGCCCAGAGGGAGUGCAGACUCUGGAGGAGCAUCUGGCAGCAGUGCGGCGGAAGCUGGCGCAGCUGCAGAGUUUGCUUCGAAGAAGUACGUCUGGGUUCCCGACAAGGAGGCCGGCUACCUCCCUGGAUGGGUAGUGAGGGAAGAGCAGAAUGGAGAGGUUGUGGUGGUAGCUCUGCCUGAUGGCUCACAUCAAAGCGUGCCAGCCUUUGACAUCUCGAAACAGAACCCUCCUCGCUUCGAGCUGAGUGAGAACAUUGCGGAUUUGACAUUCCUGAGUGAGGCUGGAGUGUCGCAUUGCCUCCGGCAAAGGUAUCAGCGAGGAAUGAUCUACACGUACUCUGGGCUCUUUCUGGUCGCGGUCAACCCGUAUCAUCAGCUACCAAUCUACACAGACGCAAUCGUAGCAGCCUACAAAGGACGCAGAAGGGAAGAUAAUGCCCCUCAUGUCUUUGCAGUCGCAGAUGAGGCAAUGCGGAACAUGCUCGAUAAUCGCGAGAACCAGAGUCUUCUCGUGACCGGAGAGUCAGGCGCAGGAAAGACUGAAAACACCAAGAAGGUCAUCCAGUAUCUGGCGGCAGUAGCAGCAGAUAUGGCACCAGCAACAGGAUCCAGUCUCACGCCUGAGGCUCCUUCGCUGACCCGCAGUGCCAGCUCAAUGCGUAAUGGCCUCAGUAAAGCCGGUAGUUCUAGGUAUACCAUGGAUAAGAUGCCAAGCAGCGAAGGAGAAGGAACAAAGCAACUUGGUCUUCUGGAAAGACAGAUUCUGCAAGCGAACCCUAUCCUGGAAGCGUUCGGUAAUGCUCAGACGAUCCGCAACAAUAAUUCGAGUAGGUUCGGCAAGUUCGUCAGGAUAGAGUUCACGUCUACAGGAUGCAUAGCGGGCGCAAACAUUGACUGGUACCUCCUGGAAAAGUCCCGUGUCCACAAUCGAAGUGAAGCGGAGAGGAGCUUCCACGUCUUCUAUCAGCUGCUUCGCAGUGGCGAUCGUGAUCUUCUUUCGAAGCUGCUGCUCACAGGAAGCCCGGGAGACUACGCUUACCUCAAAAGCUCUAGGCAAAACGUUGAGGGACUUGACGAUGGCGUGGAGUGGAAAGCGCUCAGGACUGCUCUCGACACAGUUGGCUUCUCACCAGAAGAGCAGCUGAACUUCUUCCGUGUCGUCGCCUCGAUCUUGCAGAUCGGUAACAUUCAGCUUGCAGAAGAUCGCUCAGGCGCUGAACAAGCGCGCAUCGACAACUCCGCCCACAUCGAGAAGGUUUGCCAUCUGCUGGGGGUGCCAGAACAAGAGUUGACAAAAGCGCUGCUGAGGCCACGAGUCAAGGCUGGCAGGGAAUGGGUAUCGCAGUCCAGAACUCGUAAGCAAGUCCUUGAAGAGACGGCAGCACUUUGCAAGACAAUAUCGCCCGACGAGCAAAAGUACUUUCAUUGGAGUGCUGGACAUCGCCGGCUUCGAGAUCUUCGAGGUCAACUCAUUCGAGCAGCUUUGCAUCAACUACACAAAUGA
Molecule: messenger RNA, 1832 nt
Organism: Microstroma glucosiphilum
Lineage: Eukaryota; Fungi; Basidiomycota; Exobasidiomycetes; Microstromatales; Microstromataceae
Exons: 4
Coding region: 291-1832 (513 amino acids)
Biological process (GO): vesicle transport along actin filament; actin filament organization
Cellular component (GO): myosin complex; cytoplasm; actin cytoskeleton
Molecular function (GO): microfilament motor activity; ATP binding; actin filament binding
Source: RefSeq, a predicted model, not a curated record